UCAGUCAACACGCAUUCGGCAUUAACGCGUAUCGUGCCCGAUUAUCGCUCGUCACUUUGUAUAUUUGGUGAAUAAUAAAAAAACAAAAUAUUUCUCGGUCAUUGAUCGCGUUUAAUUCGCGUCUCGCUUCAAACGAGUGCAGGUUUUCCAAAGCUUUGGCUAAAUAUCUCGGACCCUUCGAUGCUUAAUACGAAAAAACGCAGAAUGAAAAAUCAUGGAGUUCUGCGGAUCUGAAUUGUGUGAAUUGAUCGUCUCGUGUUUGGAACUGUGUUCUUUGUGUUAUUGCGCGCCAACGCCUCCUGCUGAUCCUUACGUCAGGGCCGAAACAGAACCUUCGAACGCACGAAAUAAUUUGAGCACAAAAAAAACCACAGACGUUUGAGUUUACGUGAAAAACUGAAAGGAAGAAAAAGUAGGCUUUUGAACCUACGUAACUGAAAGGAGAUUCGAGCACUUAAAAAACCACAGGCUUUUGAGCUUACGCGAAGAAAUAAGAGGAAAUAAAAUAUCGGAGACGUUUGAGCCUACGUGGAAUGUCGCAGCUAGUGCCCAACUCGAAUUUUUACCAAAUUAUGACGGACGAUAGUGUUUAUUCGCCGUUCUCGAUGUAUUCAUCCCAAGUUGCCGGACAGGACCCAUGGCAACUCACUAAAGAGGAGAAAGCUAUGCUGGUGUCUCUGGACGGACUGCACAGUGGCGUGCCGACGAGGACGACCCCGACGCUGACUCCAACGACCCUUCGUAGUAUCGAGCAGACUUUUCUCGAAUUGACGAGCGAACCGGCCUCGCACAGCCGGGAGGCUGGCUUCGUACCGCCUCUCGUCGAACCAUCGCAGCCAACACCCGCGCAAACCCAAAAUCUUCAAAGUCAUCACAACAGCAUUAUUCUCGAAAGUCAACACUCACCGCUCCAACACGAUCAUAAUCACCAUCAUCAUCACGAUCUCCACGAUCUUGAGGACCACCACGAUCAUCAGGAACAACAACACCAACAGCAACAUCAAACCAGGCGCAACAUGGGCGGCCGAAGACCCACCAGAACAAUCGGCAUGUCACCCGAGGAAGAAGAGAGGCGACAGAUUCGCCGCGAAAGAAAUAAAAUGGCAGCUGCCAGGUGCCGCAAACGACGCAUGGAUCACACCAAUUCUCUGCUAGAAGAAACCGAGGGUUUGGAACAGAAAAAACAGAAUUUGCAAGACGAGAUUCACCAGCUGCAGCAAGCUAAGGACGAACUGGAAUAUAUACUGGAAGCGCACCGGGCGGUGUGCAGAGUUCGUUCGUCAUCGCCGCCCGACGUGAAGCCCGUGAUAAUAAAAAACAUUGCGAUAACGGAGGACAAUUUUGUGGAGCCAGCGAAGAGAGAAAACUUGUCGAGCUCGUCGCGACCAAAUCGACCGAACUCUUUACCCGUCGGUUUCGACAACAACAACCGUCCAAAUUCAUUGGCGAUAUUCAACGAGCCCAAGGAACGACCUAAUUCUUUGCAAUUCAAGACUCUCGAGACACCGACCUUCAUGAAAACCGCUUCGGAAGUCGCUGGCGUACCGAUCACCACACCAUCCAGCGGUAUACCCUUCAAUUUUGAUUCCUUGAUGGAAGGUGGCACCGGUUUGACACCGGUCUCCACACCCUUGAUACCCUCGUGCUCGAGCCAGCAAAGAAACAAUUUGUCCGCCGUUGAUCUCAGCUCGCCCGAUGCAAAUCCACCGAAACUCGUGAGCUUGUGACGCCAGGAUGAUCUCGAGUAUAGGUCGAACGACGACGACGAAACCGAAUGAGUUUCGUGCGAGAUCUCUCUCUCUCUCACUUAUCCUCCACGACUCAACGAUCACCCAACUCGUCGAUUCUAUGCUCGUGAAAUUCUUUUCUAACUCAAACAUCCAUAUUCAUACGACUUAUGAACUUGUGAAGAACGAAAGAGAUUCAGAAAGAGAAAUGAUAAGCGAGCGACGGAGGAGGACGGAGCAAAUGAAAUAGAAGAAUGAAAAUAAAAACUCACGACGCCCGGAGAAAAGCCCCGCCUGAAGUUUACUCCUGCGUUCUGACACAUCACACGUUGCCAUAUAUGUAUUUUUUGUAUCGAACGUUCGAGAGCAGCAAUGAAAAAUGAGGAAACUAAAAUCACACGCGUUACUCUCCUGUUGAACUGUAUAGUAGUAUUUUUUCCUCGUAUUUUCACGAAAUUAUCGCGAUCCAGUGUAGAUCGUAAAGUCAAUGAAAGCGCGGACACAUACCGUGGCAUUGAUCUCCUCCCCGCCCCUUCCUUUGAUUCUUGUAAGAAAUAUUCAUCGCCACAUAAUUGUUACGUUACGGAUAUCCGAAUUUUUUUUCAUCUAAACUACUGCGUCAUGCAAAAGCAAAGAAGAAUUAUUCGUUUUACAAUUUGCAUAAUCAUUGCGAAAUAAAUGUUUUUUGAGAAAAAAAAAAAUGCAGCAAACAACUGCGGUAAUUGAUUUUUUUUUAUCACUGCCACGCCAACUUCAGUAUUCUCAUACGUCGAGAUGUGAUUCGAAAUGAUAAUUCGAAACUAGGUUAUUAUAGCUGAACGAAAGAGAAGAAAAUCGUUCGCGUCGACUCGCGGCGUGGUAGUUAAUAAAAAUUGAAAAUAUUACUGCUGAAAUCAACAACUUAGCUCAAAAAAUUCUUCAUAAUACGAUGAAUCAGUUAAUAUUGAAAAUUGCCUAGAUCAUUCGAGACGAUUGUACAAGCUUCGAAUCAAAUAGAACAAGCUCCAAUUGUUUUACGCCCGAUUGCGGAAAGACAUAAGAAAUAAGGCGAGUGCGCAAAGUUAGCGAAACCACGCUCGUAAACACCAAUCGCAAACUCGUCAAACAAUAUUGUGUAACGUCUAAUCCCUCCAUACAUAUAAUAUAUAUAUACAUAAAUAUAUAUAUUUUAUAGAUUACGACAAUUUUGCAUGAAUUUGAGCAAUAUUAAUAUAUUUACUAUAAUAUAUUUAUACACGAAGCUAUUCAUCAGGUGCGUUCGUUGAUUGAACCCGCUUUUUCGUCGAUCUAUCUACGAACAAUCCCAUGAAUCUUCUUAUUACGACACGCAGAAAACUAAUGCGUGAUUCAUUGACGAUCGUAUAGUGAUAAGAUUGUAAUACACCGUUGAUGCAAUAUACUAUUUUGUUUAGACCAAGCAA
Venturia canescens is the source of this 3148-nucleotide messenger RNA. RefSeq names its product transcription factor kayak (gene kay). Bases 534 to 1727 code for a protein of 397 amino acids. Gene Ontology annotation, biological process: regulation of transcription by RNA polymerase II. The record is from RefSeq and is a predicted model, not a curated record. NCBI's taxonomy places the organism in Eukaryota, Metazoa, Arthropoda, Insecta, Hymenoptera, Ichneumonidae. The transcript is spliced from 3 exons. Gene Ontology annotation, molecular function: DNA-binding transcription factor activity, RNA polymerase II-specific; RNA polymerase II cis-regulatory region sequence-specific DNA binding. Gene Ontology annotation, cellular component: nucleus.